CAGCAAGGAAGAGAGCAGUGCAGAAACGGAAUCAGAUGCAGUGAAGUCUGUGAGUUGACAGUGGGGUGCACGAGAACAGGCGUUCAGUAGUGGUGGAGGCGGAGGAGGUUUAGGGGAAAGAAUUGUUUUCUGUGUGCGCGAGAAACGUGUCGACAAGUAACGAGUCUCUGAAAACGGGUCGUCGUUGGUGAUGGUGAAAUGAUUCUCUAGCCCGAGGUUUUUGACUUGGUCCGGACGGACAAAAGAGGAAGACCUUUUGUAUAUCGCUGCUGUUCAAGAGACCGUACGUUUGUUCAUCCGUAGAAAACAUCAUUAAACGCUGACGUCGCGGAAUUCGUCCCGUGUCGUUUUCCUUCGUGGCGAGCGUCCGAACAUCCAACGACUGACUUAGCGACCAUCACGCGCGCGUGUCUUUGUUUUUUUUUCUCGGUGCUGAAUAACUGUACGAGGAAAACAGAGAGAGUGUGUUAUAUCACAGUGGUGAAAAGACCGAUACGUUUCGUGGGUUUCUGCUGUGGUAAAUAAUCCGUAGCAGUCAGAGGCCCUUCCUAAACGACAAUCGAGCUCAGCUGAUUCAAGGACUUGCUGCUGAAGGGCUCUGCUGCGUUAAUAGACGAUAAAUAUGUCGUCCCCCAGCGCUGGAAAACGACGUAUGGACACGGACGUUCUCAAAUUAAUAGAAAGUAAGCAUGAAGUGACGAUAUUAGGAGGAUUAAACGAAUUUUCCGUCAAAUUCUACGGACCACGGGGAACACCUUACGAGGGUGGAAUAUGGAAAGUGAGGGUUCACUUACCCGAGCACUACCCCUUCAAAUCUCCUUCGAUCGGCUUUAUGAACAAGGUGUACCACCCUAACAUUGACGAAGUCUCAGGCACCGUGUGUCUAGACGUAAUAAACCAGGCUUGGACUGCCCUUUACGAUUUGUCAAAUAUAUUCGAGUCCUUCCUGCCCCAGUUGUUAACAUAUCCUAAUCCAAUCGACCCCUUAAAUGGCGACGCAGCGGCCAUGUAUCUACACAAACCUGAGGAGUACAAGAAGAAAGUAGCAGAUUACGUGAGGAAAUACGCAACAGAGGAGGCGCUAAGGGACCAGGAGAACAGCGGUACUGAAAACGGGGUGUCGUCCGAUAGCGAGUCUUCGAUGAGCGACUUCAGCGAGGACGAGGCGCAGGACAUGGAGUUGUAACCAAAUAUUUUACCAUCCGUACCCAUAUCCUUAAUCUCGAUUUCUUGUAAACUCCGACCGCUCGUCCUACCAAAUAGAUGCUUACAUUUCGAACCUCCAAACCUCACUAUCGGUUUAGCUGCGUGGCACACUCGUCACUUUGUUUCGUAGGGAACGUUGAACCGCGACCAGGUUGUCCGUUAAUGAAUCGGGAGGUAAAAAGAAAAGAAAAAAGAUAAAAGGAAACGCAUACAUAAACGAAAGAAGAGAAAAUGAAAAGGAAACGAAAUUUGAAGGAAAAGAGAAAGUACGAGAAUGAUGAUGUAUACGUAGAAAAAAGGAUAUCGCUUUUGAAGUUCUCUUUACGCGAGAGAUUGGCGCUCUCGUCGUCGUCGUCCUCGUGUUUUUCAACGAGGGACGUUGACGAGAAAAAUGAUACGCGCCGUUUUCGAGAAAGAAACACCUCGUUUUUUUUGCAUUUUUUUUUUUUGGAUUUUCUUCUUUUAAAUUUACGGCUUUGCUACCGAUUGAUCGAACGUCGAUACCUUCAGAUUGUUGGCGGUCUGGCAUCGAUCGAAUAAUCGCGAAUCAUCGUGCGUCGUUGACGUUCCGUUUAACGAUUGUACGCGCGGUUGCACCGUCAAAUUCUACGAUGAAUUAUUCUGGAAAAAUUGUUUCUUUUCUUUUUUUUUUUUUUUCGUUGAAUAUUUUUGUUCGAUUAUUCCUCCACGUUUCGAAUUCUUCGUCGAUCUCCCUCUGGUUCUUUCUCUUUCUUUUUUUCCCCUUCCCGAUCGAGUCGAGUCAGAAACAGACAGUCUUGGGGCGUUAAAAAGAACGAUGCACGAACAUGAAAGAAAGAUCACGUUCGCUCGACAAGUAUGUAUAUCUUUCGGAUGUCGUAAUUCACAUUACGCUUGUUAUUCUCUGUCUCUCUGUGCGCUCUCGUUAUUCGUACAGGUGCCACGAGCAAGCACGAUAUAGAUCUCGAAUCAACAUCGAUUUCGAAUAAACAUUCGUUUCACGUGUUUUCGAAAAUGCUUGCUCGUAGAGUAACGACUCUUUUGUAAUUUGCACGAUAAUUUGUCACGAGACUAUUGCAUCGUAUUUGAAAUUGAUAGGAUUCGUACGUUUGUAACAACACGAAGAACUAACGAUGCGAUAAAAGUAAAGAAAAAAAGCUAUUGUUUUCCGCUCGUUUAACAUUCGAAUUAAUUAUUUCUUUAUGUUCUUUGCCGUGGUUCAAAAGAUCUAUCUGGUUAUUAGACGAUCUCUUUUCUUUUUUCUUAUGUUCACAAAUUGAAUUAUCAUGCGAAAGAGAAACAAAAAAGAAAAAGCGGAAUGGAAAAUAGGAUACUAGGUGCGUCUUCCUCUUUCUGUUCUGUCAUCACCAUCCCUGAACGUUUCCCUCGUAGGGCGCAGCAACGAGAAAAGGCUUCGUCAACAGUGUUGAAGACACUGACAAAUCUACGAUAUAAACGGCGUUUAAGUAGCGAUGUUAAUGUCGGGACAUCCCAGCCACAGUUGAAAUCUGCACGGUCAACGUUUUUCGACGGAAGGGAAACGAUCGAAGACACUGGUCACUUACGAACGACCUCGGCCUCCUGUCUCGAGACACACGCGAACACAUCGAACGUACGAAUUUUCAGAGAGUUGCGAGAGGACAACGACGCGGCGUACACACCGGAGUUGCGUCAGUAUUCGGAAAUGGACGUAGAUUUCAUUCACUCGGGAGGAAGUAGAAGCAAUCUGGACACAACCGUCUAACGACUCAUCGCGAAAAUUUCUCUGGUGAUAUUCUCACGAUUAUUUUAUCAUAAAAAAAAGUAAGAAAAAGGACAAAAAAAAAAGAAGAAAAAAAAAGAGAAAAAGAAACAAAUGACUUUAGAGCAAUUAAUAUUGUUUAUAUAAGGAUUUUUCUAAACGCAUAGUAUGAAAAGUUUUUCCAAAUUUUUAAUCGAAACGAGAGAGUCGCUUGUGUAAGAGAGAAAAAUGACUUCAUUCGAGCGCCGUGGCGUAUGUAAUAUUUUAUUUGUGUCGAAUAAGAAAGGAUAGAAAAAGGAAAAAAAUUUUUUUGAUACAAUCGAUAUUUUUUAGAGGUAACUUUAAACUGCGCGUUCAUGCAAGUCGUAUUCAUGCAUCGUGUUUUUUCUUUUUUUUUUUUUUUUUUUUUUUUAAUUCUAUCGACGUUCGGCUUAAUCGAGAGAACAAAGCGCAUACGGCGUGAAAGUCUGGGGCAGAAUUGGCGAGAAGUAAAGGAAAUCAAUGGAUGAUAGAAGAAUAUUUAGUGGAAGUGAGGAAUCGUUUCUUUUUUCUGACGAUGCGAAAAGGCUUGUAGCAAAUGGAAGAACAUGAAUUUGUACAAAUCUUGGUGCACAAUAAUCUUCGUUUAGUUGUAAUGUCGCUUCAAACUGAUCUCUCUCCUUUUGCGUGGUUUACGUAUAUGCAAUACGAUCAACUAUACGUGCAAGUAUAGAAAAUGAUAUUUUAGUGCCUUCUCAGGCAGAAAAUUGUGCCUUAUUACAUGGGUCUCUGUAAAAAAAAGAAAAGAAAAAAAAAGAAAGAAGAAUGAAAAUCUUAUUGGUAAACAUAUUCGGUGGAAAAAAAAACGAAGAGCAUUAAUUAAACAAACACAAACACACACAUCAAUAAUUAAAUCAAUCGCUUGGAAGAACGUAAAACUAAUACAGCGUGUGCUUUUAUUUUCAAAUAUUGAGAUAACGUUGAAGAACAAUGUUAAGCUUUGUGUAAGUCUUUUUUUCUCUUUUGAAGAGUGUUCGGCUAGUUGGGAAUGCGAUGUCAGAGAGAAAUAUUAUUAGAAAGAGAAAACCAAUAGAAAAGAAAGAGGAAAGGAUACGAGGAUAGAGAAUAAAUUUUACCAAAAAUGUUUAUAAGAAAAAUCGAAAUUUCUUGUCUGUAUUCUUGCAAUAGGUUCACUCCUUAGUUUUUAACGAAUAAAUUUAAUAUUAUCGUUCUAUUAUUACUCGUAGUAUGGGCGCGGUUAUCGUUUCAUUUAUGUCAAAGCAUCGUUUUUUUAUGCGCUUUCAUUCGUCUAUGAUUUAGAGAUUUCGCAUAUUUGAUUUCUUAUUUUCAACGAGUCGCGAACGUUAUCAAGAUUGUUGAAUCUUGAUAAUUCUCCCUUCUUUUAUUUAUUACACGGUUUUAAUUUUAAUUGUGCCAAGGGACGAGUCGUGAAAUUCGUAAAAAGCGAUAGCUGCGUCCACACGUUUUUAAUUGUUACGCAAUCUUUCCUUUUUAUUUAAGGAAAUAGGAUAUAUUUACGUGGAAGUAAAACAAGAAAAUGGAUAAAAAUAAUACUGUCAUUCAGAAUUUACAAUUAUUUAUGAUUAUUUAAGACGUGCUUUCAUGGUAUUUUUUCGUAUGAUUCGCAGUGGCUCUAUACGUUGGUGAAGUGUAUAGCAAUGUAUUUACUGAUUAGAGAAAUGAUUAUUAAAAUGGAGUGAAACUGAUACGGCGUUUGUAUGGCUUAUUAGGCAUUCACAUGCCCUUUCGACGUUUUUCUCAGGCACUGUAACGAUAUAUAUGUAAAUUAUAUUUGUUUCAUUUUGUCAUACUUCUUUUUUGUAUCAUCUCGUCAUUGCGAUAUACUCGUGAACCUUCUCUUUCACCGAAAUUACAUUUAGGACAACACACGAAGAAAAAUACACAAAGAUUAACAGACAAUGAUUCAGAUUCUUUUCUUUUUAUAAUCGUUUAUAUUUAGAUAGUCCGUUUGUAAUUCUGAAGAGUAAUUUAUACUAAUUUCUCUCAGUGAUUAUCCGUGCUCUAUAUCUCUCCAUAGAAUAUUCUCUUUACUUCCAAGUAAACUGUUGUAGUAAGCUUUAAUACGUUCUCAUUAGUAUCUUUAGACGCGUCUUUGGGCGCUUAUGUUCUUUUCAAAGAUAUCCUUAAACGAUAAGCAAAAGAAUCGAACGGAUAACGAAAGAAAGAAAAAGAAAAAAAAUAUAGAAGGAAGAGAGCGUAAGAAACGAUAAUCACAAAUUUUGCGUUCUCGUAGAUUACAGUAAUCGAGGUAAAGUCGUAUUCACAGAUCUCACAUUAUUACUUUUAUACAUGUAACAUAGGUUUAUCGAUUAAUUAUUAUGUUAUUAUUGAUCGUAUUCGCAUAACUCUAUUAUGUAUUAUUAUGGUUUUACUAACUGAUUGUUUAACCAACCGAAAGGAUAGUUUUAAUAAUCAUUUUUUAUUUUUUUGCAAUUGUUGUUUGUCUCUCCUUAUGUUUAUUACUUCUACAUUGUACGUCUUACCGCAUACUUAAUCUCGUAAGUUUAUUAGAUCAAUUCAUUUGUUGUUCCUUCACACAUUACCGCUCACAAGUAUGGGAUCAGUCAUUUAACGAAAAAGAAACUUAUAGUUUUUAUGAAAAAAAUACUAAUUAAUAUUUGAACUUUUGUACAUUUUAAGUUAGUACAUACAAUUAUAAGAAAAAGAAGUAAGAUUUGGAUUAGGAUUCAUUAUCAAAAUAACGUUUCUUCCUCAUAAAAAUUUCUCAUAUUUAUGGUAUCCCUUUUACAAAUUUUUCCAAUUUUUCUUGUUGAAUAUUUAUUUUUCCAAUUAUUACAUAUUAAUUCCUAGAGAUGCGUUUAAGACGUUAGAUUCGAUUUUCCCAUUAACUUUGUCCAAUUCAUUCCUUAGCAACUGAAUGGAGUUAACGAUUGAUUAAUUGAUUGAUGGACAAACCACGAUGCAUAAAGUCUUUUCGUCGUAUUUUUAUCUCAGGUAUUCCUUAGAGAAUUUCAGAAUACGUUUCGGAUUAUAAUUUUAUCGCAAACAAGAACUCUGCUCAAUUCGUGAUUUUAUAAAAACGAAGAACGAACACACAUGACAAUACAAUGAAAGAAGCUUCUAAUAAACCAAUGUAAGACAAAACAUAGUAAACUAUUUUAUUUUCUUCCACGAAUUGCGAAUUUCAAAAGUGAUGUCAAACCUUUGAACAGUAGUACGCAAGUCUACAUUAUGCCUUUCCAUUUUAAUCGUGCACCCAUAAAACAAAGAUUCUUUCUUCUCUAUAUUAUUCCUCCAAUUUAUAAUUCGUUUUAUUACACGUCAAACUUCAAAAAAGACAUCACCUCAUUGCUUAUGUUCAUACGCAUCUCUCCCUGUCUUUCCACUCGUUUCCCUUUUUUUUUUUUUUUUUUCGUGGCGUAGCAUUUUGCGAAAAGGAAACGUAUAUAAUGCAAAGGAGUCGUUAUCUAUGAUCAAAUUCAACGUGUGUAAUUAAGAUCGAUGAUUAAGAUAGAUAUUAGACGACGCAGAGUUAUUCGUGACUCCCCAGAGUUAUCCGGCGAAAUCGCGUUAGCCGUUUUCUCGAGUCGUUGAAAGACGAAUGUCUCGCUCGUUUGAACUCGUGCACAAAAAUGAAUGAAACGUACGUAAGUAUAUGUGGAUACGAUCGUGGGACAACUUCAGAAGCAAGCAGUGACGAGCAAUGCCAUUCGUUGCCAAAGCGAGUGUCACUUCAUUAAUUUCCAUUCUGGUCAGGGGAGGCGGCCACGUUUCCGCUUUGUUCCGCGAAGAAUCAACUGACCAUUCGUUAAAUGUUUCGAGUAUGACCAUAAGUUUGCAACUAAGAUUCAUCGUGUUUACAAUUUUUCAUCGUAAGGCCGCGAUGAAGCUGACGUUUUAAACGCAGCUACAGAACGAGUCGUUUCUUUGUCAGAGCAAGAACAGUCGUACGAUAGAAUCUGAAUAUUUUAAUGACUGAUCGAAGAAAAAGAUCAUACGUACGUAUUUGAUCGUGAAAAAAAAAAAGAAAAUUUCGAAAUUAUGGCAAUUUUAAAAUUCAAAAUUGGCUGUCAAUCAAUUUACGCAUUAAUAGAACUGUCUUUUUAUUUAAUUUUGAAAUUAACCCUUUGAGGGAUAAAUUUAAUAAAAUUGGAAGAAGAUAAUUGUGUUUAACAUUUUAUAUUUACUGGCACAAACAAGUGGUAUUUUUCAUUCUUCAAUCGAAGAAAAUCAGACCUUUGCAGACAAACUGAAUCGUCGAAUACUUAAACGAAAUUUUACUCUUGUAUUUCUUUCCUUGAAUUUUUAUUUCUAUCGAAAAAGUCUCAACCAUUUAAUCUAAUAAACGAUUGUAUAUAAUGUACCAACGACAUUGAGAAGAAUUCCAUAAGCGUUGAAAACGAUUCAGUUCAUCUACAAGGAAAUUAAAAAAAUAUGUUUGCCUAUGAAGAGUUAAGUGUUCGUCAUUGCCACGGCUAUUCUUGCUCCGUCAUUAAGAUUCUCAAUGAUUGUUUGAAGACUCCUUCUCUCGUAAUACGUUUCAGCGUUUAGUUUUACGAUUAUCGAACUAAUUUUGAGCGAUACAUCUUCCCACUUUCGGAUAAAUUCCACCGAGACAAGGAAAUAGCAAUAUUUUUGCUACUCGUUCAUAAUAACUAUAUCGUCGAUGUUAUCUAAUGUGUUAAUGACGAUGCCAACGUACGCAUUCGCAAUAAUGGUUGAUUAAAGCUAUACAGAACUUAUCGUUAUCGUACGAUUAGAAACGAUCGAAGCUAGUUUUACACAAGAUACCCAACAACGAUGCUAUUACGUUAACGGAGAAUAUAUUCGAUUUGAUUCUUUCAUCUCCAUCUAUUCAUACCGAGUUCUAUUGUUUUUCUUUUCUUCUCAUUCUGUUUUCUUUUACAGUUUUUAUGAAACAUUCUAUCGAAACUCAUCAUCUUACGGUUCAGUUACAAUAAGGGCAAACCGUAUACGAGUUUUUAAUGGAUAUCGAGCUUGCUCAUAGUUAUAUAUAUAUUAAAAAAAAAAAAAAGAAAAACUGUUAUGAACGACGCAUAACGAUGCAAAGUUGAACUUCUGCAACAUCUUCGUAGACGAACUUCACGAUAUUAUACGCGAAGCCGAUAUCCAACAUGGUCACAAUAAGGAAUUCGUAUACUAUGAAAACGCGAAAUUCUGUGUUUAAAUGUUUCAGCAUAAACGAACGAAGUGAAUCGUCAAUAAUAUACUUAUUGUGAAAAGAACGAUCAUAGGAUUAUCGUGAAGGUACGAGCUUGUUAUUUUUUUCUCUUCUUCCUUUUUGUUUUAAUUUUAGAAGAAUUGAAAUUAAAGUGAAAUGAAAAUUACAUUUUAAGGUAAAUAAAUAAUAAAACGAGUCACGAAAUAUAUUCUCCAUUAUGCGUCUGAUACAUUGAAAUACGCUGUAAUAUUUUGAAAUUUGUAAGCGUAGUAGAUCUCAUUAUACGAGAUGGGAUGCAGUGACGGAAGUUGAGGAACAUCCUAUUCGAUCGUUUGAGUCGAUCGCGAAAUAGUUGAUACAUAAAUGCAAUUAUAUAUAUGUGAUGAACCAUUAAGAGGAAGGUGAUGCACAAUAACAGAUAUAAAAGAGAGAGGAGAGAAACGAUAAGAGGAAGGAAAGAAAGAAAAAGAAGAAACAUAUUUUCUUUUAAGCGACUUCUAGUCGAUGAGUCUCAGUCAUGUGAAAGUGGAGACGUUUUAUUAUUGACUUGUCACAGUCGUUUAGAAAAAAAAAAGAACAAAGAAUGAUUGAUCUACGAAGUAAACAAAAAUCAGGUUCGAGUAUGCAGGGCUUUAAAACUUAGGUACUGCGUCGGUAGAAGUAUUCUCAAUACGUAGCAUGUAAUGUCAGAUUAACAUUAAGAUGCUGAAACAUACAAAACACGAUUGUCAUUAACUCUGCAGUAAGUCAGUCGGUGAUACAUCGUAAUUGGAUUGCGGAUUUUUAUGCAUUAAUGGGAAAAAAAGUAUAGAUUGCACACAAUCUGUAAAAAUAUUUACAGUAUGAUAUUUGUUAUGGUAUUCUUCUGUUUAGAUUUCGUUUUUCUCUGAUUAUGUUUAUAUAGAAAUGUGAAUUUGCAUAAACAUCCACAGUCUACUCGUAAUACUUCGUGACACAGAAUCGUCAAUAAAAGGAACAAAGAAAAGGAAAAAAAACGUUCUUGUUGCAGUCUAAUGUGUUCAAUUCAGUUUUCGCAGAAAAUCGUAAAGAUACAACACGUGCUAUAUGUAAACCUGUCGGAACGCCAGCCGACCAACAAACUCGUUGACUCGCAUGAGUACUGCAGGGUUUACAGGGAAUCGAGGUACUUGUUAAAGAAAAAAAAAAAAAAAAGAAAAAAAUAA
Messenger RNA from Bombus pascuorum, 9274 nucleotides. RefSeq names its product ubiquitin-conjugating enzyme E2 H (gene UbcE2H). The transcript has 5 exons. Gene Ontology annotation, biological process: protein polyubiquitination; ubiquitin-dependent protein catabolic process. The record is from RefSeq and is a predicted model, not a curated record. Gene Ontology annotation, molecular function: ubiquitin conjugating enzyme activity. NCBI's taxonomy places the organism in Eukaryota, Metazoa, Arthropoda, Insecta, Hymenoptera, Apidae. Gene Ontology annotation, cellular component: nucleus. Bases 623 to 1186 code for a protein of 187 amino acids.